UCUAGCCUUUCCAUUCCAUCUUGCUUUGCAGGGUUUUGUUUUUCUUUCUUUCUUUCUGUCUUUCGAGUUUUGACCUGAAUUGAUGGAGUCCGAGAAGAUCAUGGAUCCCGUGCGGGAUUAGUUAAGAAUAGACUAUAUCGAUAUCUUGUAUUGGUAUUUCACAGGAAUGACUGGCCACGGCUCCCGCGGCAAGGAGAUUCUUGGAGAAUUGAUGAACGCCGAGUUAUUCGGAGGCUUCGACACCAAAACUUGUCAAGACUUCAUUAAUUGGUUCACUAACAUUGAUUCCUCUGGCAAAACCUAUUAUCGUCAUGAAUUCGAAACUCUUUGCGAAUCAGACUCAUUUUUUCGUCUCUGCGAAGACCUGUAUCUGCACGACUACCAUAUGGUCAGUCGUCGGAACAUAAUUUCCCUAAAAAGCUUGGACGGAGUGGCUACAAGCAUUGACAUGAGAGUUGUCGCCGCUGAAUCUGAGGUUUUGAGUGCUUUUACAGAUCGUGGUGGUGGGCGCCGCUUGGUCAAAGGGGAUGAGAUCCCGCUGAAGAAUUUAUCAGGCAAGAUCGUCUCAGAGAUCACGCACUUCAUGAACAAAAAACACGAUUUUAGCAGAGAAUUGAAGAACCUUAUCAUCAACUACAAGGGUUGGUGUACACAAUUUCUUAAGCUUAACCGAACCAUGCUCUCAGACUUGAAUGAGGCUGCGGAAUUUCUGGGCAUCAAGAGCUUGUUCAAGUUGACAGGAAGGGCAGUGAUGGAAUUAGGGGAAAGAAGUAUUGAGGAGAUAACAGAGUGGUGCGGGAGACUUUCAUUUUCAGAAAUGCUGUCAUCCCUUGUGGUUGGGGUUGAAGAGGAUCUCAGGGAAAGGGAGGCUCCUUCCCUUUGGCCUUUUGCAUGACAAACUCAAAUAAAAUCCAAAUAUUCUUCCCUAGAAUCCAAAGAAACUCCUUAAAAUCCAAAUUCCCUACAAUCCAAAGAUACUCCCUACAAUCCAAAUUGUAGUUUAACUUCAGUUGCCCUUUUUUUCUUUAAGUACGGGAAUGACGAUCUAGUUAAUUAGUUUUCUUUUCUUUCUUAAAAUGUUGGUGUUCAUACCUUUUGUUCAAGUUACAACCUUGUGUUCAUGCCUUCAUGGUAUCUUAUUGUCAUUAUUUGA
Arachis duranensis is the source of this 1153-nucleotide messenger RNA. RefSeq lists its product as uncharacterized. Bases 167 to 895 code for a protein of 242 amino acids. Lineage: Eukaryota; Viridiplantae; Streptophyta; Magnoliopsida; Fabales; Fabaceae. Gene Ontology annotation, cellular component: cytoplasm; nucleus. Gene Ontology annotation, biological process: SCF-dependent proteasomal ubiquitin-dependent protein catabolic process. The transcript has 2 exons. Gene Ontology annotation, molecular function: cullin family protein binding. The record is from RefSeq and is a predicted model, not a curated record.